AUGAAAGCUUUCUCUAGCAAGAGUUUUGUACUUGUUGUUAGCGUUUGUCUUAUUCUGAAUGGUAACGUCGUUUCCGCAGUAAGUGUUUUUAAAAUUAUAGAUCAUAUUGGCAACAAGUUUUACCUGUACGGCUGUAUAGAAAUUAAAAGUACCUCAUUGUGUCGGCGAAAUCGCUUGCAGUUUCUUGCAGUUUGCAUAGGAAUCUCUGCAUAGGAAUCAUGAAACAUUUAAGACUGCACGAUGAAUAAGAAUACCGACAGUUGGAUAUUGCCUAGGCCCUAGAACUCAUGUAGUAGGCAACAUAUUCAAGAAUUCAACUUCCGGACGAAGUCAAAUUCCUGAAGUAGGGCCUUCGCUCGAAACGUAGUUGUAUAAUAUUCAGGUAGUUGCAUCCCUAUCAAUCCGAAACAUUGUUAUUGGUACUACCUACACUGACAUGGCAGACCGUUCAUCAACUUCAUCAUUAUAUUCACUAUCACGUACAACUCUAUACUAUAGAAAAUACUUGCAUGGGCGAUCGAAUUUACAGAAAGGUUAUAUUUUCAGGAAAGGUCGAUAUAUUUUCAGGUAUAGUUGUAUUUUUAAACAUAUACUUCUUGAAUAUAUACAUUACCUUGUCCUUGAGUGCCGUGGUUUUGUAUUUGAACUACCGGAAAAAAUGAAAACACUUCGACUGACAAUCUGAGGAGUAGUCAUGCAUAUAUAGCCUAAGCCUUAUAGGCUUCGCGUUUAUCAAACAACAUACUACUGUAAACUACUGUACUGAUUUGCCGACCAUGCAACUGACGCGGGAAUCGAUCGAAAAGUGUAAGUGACCCACAUUUGAGUAGAUAUUUAUACUGUAUAGUUUACAAUACAGACGAUAGAACUGAUGAGUUUUUUGUAUUUUAAAUUGUAGGAAGAGAACGAAGGGUAAGUGACUAAAAUUUUCAGAGCAUAAAAUGUUAACAACAGUUAGCAGGUUCGUUGCAGGUGCGUCGAAACAUGCAUGAGUGCAGCCGGUGUGAGGAACUUUUUAUAAUAAGUGUGGACAAGAUAGUAGCUAGUCACAUUUAUACAUCUAAUGUCGAUUUUAAUUUCUUCAAUUCACAUGCAAAUAGCUCGUUUUAUACUACAUUUUAUACAUUAAUUUGCACAAGGUUAUUUUGUAUUUAGAUUUUAGUGGCGGUCUAGCUAGAUUUUUUUAUUUUAAUUUAUAUAAAUGAAUGAAGUGUUUCUCAAGUCUGCCGCGUAGGCUAUACUUUCUCUUGGUAAAUUAAAUUAUUGGUAGUAUAGUCAGAUUAUAAUUAUUAUAUACAAUAAUAUAUACAAUAAUAUAUAAAAUAAGCAAACUUCUUUCAUGCAUUUUAGAUGGUCACCAUGGACAGUAGGUACAGCUAUAGUUGGUGGUGGUGUUGCAGGUGUUGGUGCAGUUGUAGCGGCGCCUGUUGUCUUGGGAGCAGCUGGUUUUACUGGGGCUGGCAUAGCAGCAGGUUCAGUUGCAUCAUCCAUGAUGUCUGCAUCUGCAAUUGCUAAUGGAGGUGGAGUUGUCGCUGGUGGUAUUGUAGCAACUCUUCAGUCUGUUGGUGCAGCAGGAUUGGGCUGGGCAGGGUCUGCUGCAGUAGGAACUGCUGGAGCUGCUGUCGGAGCUGCAGCUGCUGGCAAUGCAAUGGACGAUGAUGACUAA
Paramuricea clavata is the source of this 1666-nucleotide messenger RNA. Lineage: Eukaryota; Metazoa; Cnidaria; Anthozoa; Malacalcyonacea; Plexauridae. The record is from the annotation of a GenBank genome assembly.